Molecule: messenger RNA, 1045 nt
Organism: Aspergillus calidoustus
Lineage: Eukaryota; Fungi; Ascomycota; Eurotiomycetes; Eurotiales; Aspergillaceae
Source: the annotation of a GenBank genome assembly
CUGUCAUUGUCUCUGCUCCGAGCACUUUUAACUAUGUCUAUCAUUUCAUGGUUGCCCAAGUACACCGUAUGUGAUGCUGAUAUAUUUAGGAGGCGGGAUUCGCACUUCUGCUUGGAAACUUAUUCAAGCUCAACACAUACCCAUUCUUACAUAUUCAGUCUUUUCUUCCGCCUCUCCAACAGUGCUCUAGCUAUAAUUUCCUGUCAUGGAGCCCGUACCCAUCGCUACCCAAAACCAGGAAGAGAUGCUUCGGUAUAACUUAGCAAGCCCCCCCGAAGGGAUUUCGUCUUGGGCGACUGCGAGGCCAGACUCUAUGCCUCUACCGGAAGCUGCCUCAAUGGGCUUUCAAUCUACCAUUCAAUCUGUCCCUAAAGCUGUACCUGUCUGGGGAGGUACAGUGUCAGGCCCUCCUACCACGGAUCCCAGGCUGGAUCCUGCGAUGAACUGGGGUUUUCAAGGGCCUCCUCAGCCUCAUGUCCAUCAGCAUAACGGGAUCCCUAUUGGAUUGCCUACACAAUACCUCGAUCUUUCCGUUCCCUCGGCCCAGCCCUCGCUGCAGCCUCAGGCCCUUUUGAUGAACCCGUCCGAGAACCUUGCAACGCAUCAGUCAUCCCAGCAGGCCUUGACCCCGAAUCACUUACUCGAUACACUCGCCCCUACCGUUCGUUAUUACUGCAAAUGGGAGCGCUGCCAAAACCUCGCCGGCUUCAAACGGCUGUCUGAGAUUCUUCGUCACAUCAAGGAGAUUCAUCUUGCCCCCGACGCGUAUACCUGUCCCGUAGAUGGGUGUGGCAAGACCUUCAACCGGGCCGAACGUCUAAGGCAUCAUGAACGAACCCAUCGGCCUCGAAUCCAACCUCCUGUUCCAGGCCUACGCUUUUAAAUCGCACUACAAUCCGGCUCCUUGCCCACUAGUCGAUAUAUGAUGUGUCGACAUUUUCUUACUUGGUUAUCUCUUCUUUACACGUACUUUAUACCUUCAUGCUGAGCGCUACUAUGUAUAACUAAUGACAAAAUCUCGGGUUUCUCUUCGCUAUCGUACUUG